AUGAGUGGAACCUCAGUGAAAAAAGUUGUCGGUGCCGCAAGAUUCCGUCCUACUAAAUGGUUAAAAGCAGCAGGAUAUUCUCCACAAGUGUUUGUUUUCAGGAAUUUACAAAGUGGCCAAGUUUUAUAUUCACAAUUACCUAACUUCACAGACAAGCAGAUUGAUAAUCAAUUCCAAAGGCCUAAUUGGGAGAACAAGAAGCCAUCUACGAGACGUGAUCUUUGGAAAUGCAUGUGCGUAAUUGACAUGCCAAAUCACGAAGGUAGCGUUCAAUUGUAUCAGAAUUUAGUAAGGUUGAGAUACUUACGUGAUGUGACUUUAAAGGGUGACGCUAAGGCAAUGAGAAAGAAGAAUGGCGAUGGUAAUACAUGGUUUAGUGGGCUGUAUAGGCCUACGUAUACGCAAGAGGCUGUGGCUGAUAUUAUUGAGUCCUUAAGAAAAAUUAAGCACAACGAUGCUGAACAGAAAUUAAUCGAUUCUGAUUCUAAUGCGAUAACUAUACAUUGGGAAGAUAUAUGGAGAAUGGGGGACAAGACCAAACACUGGGAUCCAUUACUUUUAAAUAUCAACCAUACUGAAAUAGAACGCACCGGUAACACUAGUAGAGAAGAGAGUGUCAUAUUGAAACAGUUAGGUGAACUAGCUAAACAAGCUACUGAUAAGUCCAAAGCAUGA
This is a messenger RNA of Tetrapisispora phaffii CBS 4417, 675 nucleotides long. It is a transcript of the gene MHR1, whose product is annotated as mitochondrial 54S ribosomal protein mL67. The transcript has a single exon. Gene Ontology annotation, biological process: DNA recombination; positive regulation of mitochondrial DNA replication. Gene Ontology annotation, cellular component: nucleus; mitochondrial large ribosomal subunit. NCBI's taxonomy places the organism in Eukaryota, Fungi, Ascomycota, Saccharomycetes, Saccharomycetales, Saccharomycetaceae. The record is from RefSeq and is a predicted model, not a curated record. Gene Ontology annotation, molecular function: DNA strand exchange activity; single-stranded DNA binding; structural constituent of ribosome. The coding region runs from base 1 to 675 and encodes 224 amino acids.